This is a messenger RNA of Dentiscutata heterogama, 193 nucleotides long. Lineage: Eukaryota; Fungi; Glomeromycota; Glomeromycetes; Diversisporales; Gigasporaceae. The record is from the annotation of a GenBank genome assembly.
AUGGCUGAAUCAGAAGCCAUGAACGAAAAACGCAGCGCUGACUACGGUGGUUCCACUUCUAGUAGUUCUAUGAGUUCUAUGAGUUCUAUGAGUAAUUCUACUAGCGCCGGUAUCUCCACUCUUUAUUCAUUGAACGCUGUCCAGAUGGGUGGUAUAAUUGCUGGUGGUAUAGCUGUGUUGGGUGGUUUAUUUG